AUGGUUUCUUACUACCAAAUCGCCGGAAAGCAAGUUGGCUCCCACUACCUAGCAAUGGCUGUUCUUGGUUCUCUCGCUGGAGUCAUUACCUUGUCCACUCGUGGUGGAUCCACCGCAAAGCAACAAUCAACUCCACCAAUUAAUGCCAAAAGCCCAGAUGAGGAGAAAUACAUCAAGGACUUUAUGGCAAGCAUCGAGGGCGGGAAGAAUGGUUCUACCACGAAGGAUGCCGGAAGAUAA
This is a messenger RNA of Sclerotinia borealis F-4128, 240 nucleotides long. The record is from the annotation of a GenBank genome assembly. Lineage: Eukaryota; Fungi; Ascomycota; Leotiomycetes; Helotiales; Sclerotiniaceae.